Messenger RNA from Papilio polytes (common Mormon), 1437 nucleotides. RefSeq names its product calcium-binding protein 1-like. Gene Ontology annotation, molecular function: enzyme regulator activity; calcium ion binding. The coding region runs from base 18 to 1046 and encodes 342 amino acids. Lineage: Eukaryota; Metazoa; Arthropoda; Insecta; Lepidoptera; Papilionidae. The record is from RefSeq and is a predicted model, not a curated record. The transcript has 8 exons.
AGAACUCCGUAUACCGCAUGCGCGAAAUUUUUGACAUCACUACAGCUUCCAGUUGCCGUCAGUCCGCUUGGAGCCAUCCCCUGGAGCCCCUAUCUCUGUCCUCUAACCCGACGCUGGUGGAUUGUCGAAAAAAAAAAAACAAACUGUCACAACUGGAUCAUAAAAGUGAGUCGGGCAGGCGUGCCAGCGUCUGCUGUACCCUGUCGACCAAACCUGCAAACAUAUUCACCGCGGUGAACAACUUCUUCGCUGAUUCGCCCCUGGUGAAUCAGCUCAAAGUCAUCAUGACGAGGCAAGUAAAUAGCAGCGGCGAGCCCGGACCUCCUGACGAAGCCGCACGUCCGGACACAAGAAGUCCGCCGGCUGUCGCCCUCAGCUCUUCAGAGAGCCAAUUUUCUCAACGCUCGAUCAGUCCACCAAGAUCUCAGCAUCAAGUCAGUUUCUUGAAGCCGGCGGCGGACACUAACCUCGACAGGAAGGCGUCAAUAGUAGAUGAGACCACCGGCAUUUCACGGACGCAGAUGAAAGAGUUCCGUGAGGCGUUCCGUCUGUUCGACAAGGAUGGAGACGGCACGAUCACUAAGGAGGAACUAGGCCGCGUUAUGCGCAGCCUGGGACAGUUCGCGAGGGUCGAGGAGCUACACGACAUGCUUCAGGAGGUCGACAGUGAUGGCGACGGAAACGUAAGCUUCGAGGAGUUCGUGAACAUCCUGUCGAAGUCGAUGUGCGCGGGCGGCGGCAGCAGCAGCGCGGAGCAGGAGGAGCGCGAGCUGCGCGACGCAUUCCGCGUCUUCGACAAACACAACCGCGGCUACAUCUGCGCCUCCGACCUGCGCGCCGUGCUGCAGUGCCUCGGAGAGGACCUCUCAGAAGAGGAGAUUGAAGACAUGAUAAAGGAAGUGGACUCGGAUGGAGACGGUCGUAUUGAUUUUCUGGAGUUCGUGAGAGCUCUCGGCGAGCCCGAGGAUGCAUGCGAUGACGAAGACGACGAGGACAAUACAGAUGGUCCUGACGGACUCGUGCAGAGAACUGUCACCGCGGUUUAAAGUUACCUACAUUUCAUAACCUCAAAGCGUAUUCCACUAAGCUUAACUUUGUCAGAGCGCACGAUAUGUUUAUGGAAUUCACAUAUCACUAUUCACUAAACUGAAACGUUUUUUCAAUCAGCUAAAUAGCGUCAUAAAAUCAAAAUUUGUAUCUUAAAACUUAGUGAAAUUUUAGGCAUUUUUAUUGGUGUGAGGUACUUAAUAAUCCAUGCAUAUCAGUAUUAACAUUUAAAUUUUCUUUUAAAUAUCAUUCUUAGUGUUAGGAAUGCGAACGUCUUCGAUUUAUUAAAAAAUAAACUCACUUAUAUGAAUUGUAGAUAUUUUUAUCGUAAUAAUGACGUUUUUCUUAAAAAUUUAGUGAAGAUAUAAAUUCUUCGAGCAGUUAACCUAA